AUGACUGCAAGCCUUAAUCGCAAGUUUGAUCUUUUGCAGAAAAGCGGAACGUGCCCUCCAUAUCUCCUUGACGUGCUCACGUUGCUUGUGGCGCACGCCAACGAAACCGAGGUGUUCAAACAGGAGCUGCGCUCCGCGCCCUUUGAGAAUGCGACACCACCAAUCUGCUCGAAUCGAGGGGCAGUUGCUGCAAUACCGCCUCAAAGGGAGCUCGCAGCGCAACCUGAAGUGAACCUAGCACCCAAAGCCGCCGAGGCGGGUGAUGUUCUUGCAACAGAGAGGACGCUGCGUUCGUAUGCAGAGGAUUUAAAGAUGAUCAACGAUAUUGCCAUGGCGACAAGCUCUAAGAAACUUCGGGAGAUGAAGACGAGCACCUCCACUGAGAUGGUGGCUUUUAGAGACCGCGUGGUGCGAGACACAUGGGAGCGAACACGCGAGGAGUUAGACUCGCUGCGUAUGGGUUGGCUUGAGUCAAUGAAAGAGGAGGUCGAGCGCGCCAAAAAGUGA
Molecule: messenger RNA, 507 nt
Organism: Trypanosoma rangeli
Lineage: Eukaryota; Euglenozoa; Kinetoplastea; Trypanosomatida; Trypanosomatidae
Exons: 1
Coding region: 1-507 (168 amino acids)
Source: RefSeq, a predicted model, not a curated record